UAAGCAAUAAACCACACCCCUUGGCCACACCUACGUGCAACAUGGAAGGGCAUGGGGUUCAGACAGAUCUUCAAGCAAAAGACAGUUUUGAUGGUAAAUACAUACCAGGAACAGCCAGCCUUAUAGCAGAAGUCGACAAGCGUAUAUUGGUUGUGUUAAGAGGAGGGAGGACAUUGAUAGGAUACCUCAGGAGUAUUGAUCAAUUUGCGAAUCUGUUGUUGCAAGACACUGUUGAACGCAUUCAUGUCGGAAAGAAAUAUGGAGAUAUACCUAGAGGAAUAUUUCUAGUCAGAGGAGAAAACAUGGUCCUCUGCGGAGAAAUAGAGAAAUCACUUGAAGAAAGCAUGGAACUGGAGAAGGUCUCGAUCGAGGAGAUUAUUGAGGCACAGAGACAAGAAAACGAGAAGAGAGAGAAAGAGAACAAGAGAAAAGAGGAGCUAUUACGACAGAAAGGACUUCCCGUCGUGAGAGACGAAUCUGAAGAUAUUCUGUCAUGAAUUUAUAAAUAAGUGUAGCAGGCACACACCCACUCAUUAUGAUUAUUACUUCCAAUAUGUGUGACAUUCAAAAUAAUACAUAUUGACACUAAUAUUCCAAUAACAUUUUGAGGAUGAAUAUUU
Amphimedon queenslandica is the source of this 620-nucleotide messenger RNA. Its product is annotated as U6 snRNA-associated Sm-like protein LSm1. The record is from RefSeq and is a predicted model, not a curated record. Gene Ontology annotation, cellular component: P-body; Lsm1-7-Pat1 complex. The coding region runs from base 42 to 497 and encodes 151 amino acids. Lineage: Eukaryota; Metazoa; Porifera; Demospongiae; Haplosclerida; Niphatidae. The transcript has 4 exons. Gene Ontology annotation, biological process: deadenylation-dependent decapping of nuclear-transcribed mRNA. Gene Ontology annotation, molecular function: mRNA binding.